Molecule: messenger RNA, 383 nt
Organism: Cloeon dipterum
Lineage: Eukaryota; Metazoa; Arthropoda; Insecta; Ephemeroptera; Baetidae
Exons: 3
Coding region: 1-345 (114 amino acids)
Source: RefSeq, a predicted model, not a curated record
AUGGGCAAGAAAGCUUUAAAAGAAGGACAGAACAACGAAGGCUUCGUGGUUGAUCCACAUGACGUAGAAGCACCGCCCGCUCCCGGGGUGAGCUGGAUUGUGAUUGAUUUGUCCAGCAUGAGCAACAUCGACCCGACUGGCUCGGACAAAAUCAAGGCUCUGGCCGUUGAGUACAAGAAUGUCAACAUCAACCUUUGCGUCGCUGGUCCUUCUGACUCGGCGUUUGAGAAGAUGCAACGGUGGGGUAUGUGCGAGGGCGAAAACGGUGUGCGAGUUUUCACAAACGUGCACGAGGCCGUGACUACCAUUAAACAUGAGGCUUUGACUAAUCCUGGACAGGCGUAAAAGUAGUUUUCUCUGGCAAUUAUUUAUAAGAAACUAGU